Fusarium coffeatum is the source of this 1851-nucleotide messenger RNA. RefSeq lists its product as uncharacterized. Lineage: Eukaryota; Fungi; Ascomycota; Sordariomycetes; Hypocreales; Nectriaceae. Gene Ontology annotation, cellular component: nucleolus. The transcript is spliced from 5 exons. Gene Ontology annotation, molecular function: RNA helicase activity; ATP binding; nucleic acid binding. The record is from RefSeq and is a predicted model, not a curated record. The coding region runs from base 1 to 1851 and encodes 616 amino acids.
AUGGGAUCCUCGUCUAAGAGAAAGCGCGAUCAAGCCGAAGAGUCGGUUCCUGCCGAAACGCCCGCGACUACCGAGGUUGAAAAGUCUACAGAGCCUGCGCAAAAACAAGAGGAAGAGACUUCCUUCGUCGAUCUCGGCCUCGACCCCAGGCUGCUACAAGCCAUCGCCCAGCAGAAAUUCGCGAAGCCAACUCUUGUGCAGCGCAAGGCGAUUCCUUUAGCUCUCAAUGGACAGGAUGUUCUUGCAAAGGCAGACUGUGGCUCUGGAAAGACUGCCGCAUAUGUUCUUCCUUUGCUUUCAAGCAUCCUGAAGCGCAAAGCUACUGACUCUACAGCUUUCACUACUGGCCUUAUCCUCGUUCCCACCCGCGAGCUUGCCGACCAGGUCUCCAAGGCCAUCGAACAAUUUGCUUCGUUCUGCGCAAAGGACAUCAGCACCGUAAAGUUAACCGACAAGGUCUCCAAUGCCGUCCAGCGCGCCCUUCUCUCCAACUCCCCCGACAUCGUCAUCUCGACCCCCGCGACUGCCUGGCACAAUAUUAACUCCUCCGCUCUCUCAAUUGACAAACUCACACACCUAAUUCUCGACGAGGCGGAUCUUGUUCUUUCCUACGGCUACAGCGAAGACUUGGAGAACUUGUCGCGAUCAGUUCCCAAGGGUGUUCAGGUUAUGAUGAUGAGUGCAACUCUUACCGACGAGGUCGAUACGCUCAAGGGAAUCUUCCGCCGUGACCCUACCUUGUUGGAUCUGAAGGAGAAGGAGGCUGAAGGCGAGGGUAUCACUCAGUUUGUCGCCAAGUGUGGUGAGGACGAGAAGUUCCUGCUUGCCUACGUCAUCUUCAAGCUCAAGUUGAUCAAGGGCAAGUGUAUUAUCUUCGUUAGCGACAUUGACCGAUGCUACCGUCUCAAGCUCUUCUUCGAGCAGUUUGGUAUUCGAAGCUGUAUUCUGAACUCGGAGCUUCCCCUGAACUCGCGAGUCCACGUCGUUGAGGAGUUCAACCGUCAUGUGUACGACAUCAUUAUCGCCGCUGAUGAGAAGAACGAGAUGCUCGGUGACGAGGAAGAGCCUGCUGAGACUGGUGAUGCCGAGGACGACACCAAGAAGCAGAACAACGAGGGUGAAGAUGAGGAGACGGAAGCAAAGCGACCAAAGAAGAAGGCUAAGAAGUCCAAGGGCGGCGAUAAGGAAUAUGGAGUAUCAAGAGGUGUCGACUUCAAGAAGGUUUCCGCAGUUAUCAACUUCGAUCUUCCCACCACAGCAUCUGCCUACACACAUAGAAUAGGACGAACAGCACGAGCUGGCCAGACUGGUAUGGCUCUGUCAUUCGUGGUUCCCAAGGAUCUAUACCGAAAGCACAUGCCCACAUCUACCCCUGCUUGUGAGAAUGACGAGAAGGUCAUGGCUAGAAUCGUCAGGCAGCAGGCUAAGCGCGGUAAGGAGGUGAAGCCAUACAACUUCAACAUGAAGCAGGUGGAUCCCUUCCGAUACCGUAUGAACGAUGCCCUGCGUGCCGUCACCAAGGUUGCCAUUCGAGAAGCCCGAACACGAGAACUGCGACAAGAACUGUUGAAGAGUGAGAAGCUCAAGCGAUACUUUGAGGAGAACCCUACUGAACUUACUCACCUUCGUCACGACGGUGAACUCCGAACUGCCAGACAGCAAGCUCACUUGAAACAUAUUCCCGAGUACCUCCUGCCCAAGGAUGGCAAGCAGGCUCUGACAGGAGACAUUGGUUUCGUCGCGAUGCGAAAAGAUAAGAAGGGCAAGGGUAAAAAGGGACGAGGAUUCAAGGUCGGCUCAAGGAAGCGAGAUCCCCUCAAGACCUUCAAGGCGAGGCGCAAGACAAAAUAG